AUGACGAGAAGACUGAGAAGCCGUCUCAAUACUCAUGAGCGACCGCCGCCAUAUGAAGGCCACCAGCCGGUCCAGCCGCCUGCGGGGAAGGCUAAGGACGAGCCGGCGCCAGACGUGCUCCACUUUGUCGAUCCCGAUACUGAUACCAUCACGAACUUAUCGCUGAGAUAUGGCGUGCCCGCCGCCGCCCUCAGGAAAACCAACAACGUUUUUUCCGACCACCUCUUACAUGGCAGGCGAACAAUCUUGAUUCCCGGUGAAUACUAUAAGGGAGGCGUGAGCUUGAGUCCCCGGCCGGUAGAAGGCGAAGAGGAGGAGGCCCGGAAGGUCAAGGUGCGCAAGUGGAUGGUUACUUGCAAAGUGGCCGAGUACGAUAUCGCGCUACUGUACCUCAAGCAAGCCGACUACGAUUUAGACGCCGCCAUAGAGGCGUAUAAGGAUGACGAGCGGUGGGAGCAAGAACAUCCCUUAGAGGGCAGCUCAUCCGGGAAGACCAAAUCGCGGAUUGGACGCAGCAGGUGGUCGGCUGGCGGGAGUCUGACGGGCCAACUGUAG
Molecule: messenger RNA, 555 nt
Organism: Lasiodiplodia theobromae
Lineage: Eukaryota; Fungi; Ascomycota; Dothideomycetes; Botryosphaeriales; Botryosphaeriaceae
Product: Thiamine biosynthetic bifunctional enzyme
Exons: 3
Coding region: 1-555 (184 amino acids)
Source: RefSeq, a predicted model, not a curated record